Messenger RNA from Phlebotomus papatasi, 3017 nucleotides. Its product is annotated as calmodulin. Lineage: Eukaryota; Metazoa; Arthropoda; Insecta; Diptera; Psychodidae. The record is from RefSeq and is a predicted model, not a curated record. Gene Ontology annotation, molecular function: enzyme regulator activity; calcium ion binding. The transcript has 5 exons. The coding region runs from base 506 to 955 and encodes 149 amino acids.
CUAGAUGGCAGCAGUAGUAUCAAAGUGGUUUUUCUGUCGAAAAGCGUCGUGUUCCUAGAGAAAUUUUUGUUCUGAGAGAUAAAAGCGAUAUUUUCCGAAGGAAAAUCACUGAAAUAACACCCAUCGAGCAUCGAGUGUGAACUCUGAAAUAUGCGGAUGGCCAUAUAAACGGUAGACGAGAGCCAAUCAGAACAGGCGCUGCCAACAAUCUCCUCUCUAUCGCAAACCGCACCCAAGAACAGCUAUACAGCGCUACCAGCACAAUCGCAAAUUCUCUCCGUCACAAGCCAACUUCAACGAGUACAGAUACAUCUGGCUUGAGGACAAGUAGAGCGAGAGAGUGAGGAGAGAGAGAGAGAGUAAAAAGCGCCACGCCGGUUUCCAGCAAAAAUAAGCCCCUCUCCCUGCCAGAUCUGUCUAGUGUGUGUGUUUGUUAGCUUGAGGGCAGUGGAGACGUUGAAGUGAGACGUGAGGAAAAGUUUGGUUACUGGAAGUGGGCAGAAAGAUGGCUGACCAAUUAACAGAAGAACAAAUUGCCGAAUUCAAAGAGGCUUUCUCCCUGUUCGACAAAGACGGAGAUGGAACGAUCACUACAAAAGAAUUGGGAACUGUUAUGCGCUCACUAGGACAGAAUCCAACAGAAGCUGAACUUCAAGAUAUGAUAAAUGAAGUAGAUGCUGAUGGUAAUGGCACAAUUGACUUUCCCGAGUUUUUAACGAUGAUGGCACGCAAAAUGAAAGACACGGAUAGCGAAGAAGAGAUUCGAGAAGCGUUUCGAGUGUUUGACAAGGAUGGCAAUGGAUUCAUUUCGGCGGCUGAAUUGCGCCAUGUGAUGACAAAUUUGGGUGAAAAGUUAACAGAUGAGGAGGUAGAUGAAAUGAUCCGAGAGGCUGACAUCGAUGGCGACGGGCAGGUCAAUUAUGAAGAAUUCGUAACCAUGAUGACAUCAAAGUGAGCUGCUGCAGGUAUAUGUUCGCCUUUGUAUUUGUUAAAGACUGUAGCCAAUUCGCAAUUCCAUCAUGCGAUGUCCUUGCUAUGGGAUAAUUUAUUGAAUGGAUAUAUAUUAUGAGAGGAAAUUACAAAGUAAAAAAAAAAAAGAAAACCGGGAGAUUGAAUUUGAUGCGUAUAAAAAAAACAAGAAAAAUUUAAAAAAAGAAAUCCAACACUUCAAGAAAACAUUGAUUCAAAGAGAAAAAAAAGUUUAAAUGGAGAUAAAAAAAACAUGAAGUAAAAAUUAUAAAAAAUUGUAGUGAAAAUGAAAUAAAAAAAAUAUGAAUAAAAUUUAAAUUAUAAGAAGUAAUUUAAAUUCUUGUAACAGAACACAAAUAAGAUAACUAAUUAAAUUUAAUCACUAUCCCUAAUCUAUUUGUGUAAAUUUUUGUAAAAUAUUUCAUUGUGCUGUUAUUCGACGCCGAUGUAUGUUGUUAAAUAUUAAGACAUGAUGGAAAACAAGUAAAAAAAAAAACAAAAAAGGAUUAUAUAUAUACAAUGAAAAGAGGACAAUUUUUAGAUGGUAUUAAAAAAAACAUCCAACUUGCGAAUUGAAAUAGUUUAAAAGAAAUUAAAAAAAAAAAUUAAUAAAAAACAGAUAUAUUGAAAAAACAUAAUUUUUCCUCGGAUAUUUCAAAAAAUAAAAAAAUCAGCAUCAUUUGCAAAUUGCAUUGAAGUCGAUAAAUGGGAAAAUGCAAAGAAAAUCAACACGUAACAAUGAAAAAAAAACACAUGCGGUUUGAUCUUGGCGUCUUUUUUAGGUAACUCUUGAAACUCACCUUUUGAAAUUUUCAACUGAGUGCUGUACGAGAAAAUGAAGCAUAACGGAAUGAGAAGGUAAAAAAAAUGGAAAGAAAAUCUUUAUAUACACGAUGAAUAAUAAAGAAAAUGCAUACUUUACUUGGUAGGGUUACAAAAAAAAUAUAUGAAACAAUCCACCUUAUUUAUUGUAAUUUGUACAUUAUAAUAAAUUUUCAUAUGAAUGGGAAGAAAGAUAAACUCACAAAUUUUAAAUGCGAGAGUUACUUUUUCUUUUUUUUUAAAUAGAAAAAAAACAACAACAUGGGAAAACAGAACUACUUUUAAAAAAAUGUAUCUUAAGACAAUGUGAUUUUAGUCAAAUUCAAUUGGUGAGCUUUCUUCGUAAUAUUCUCCCUAAAAAAAAACAAGUUUAAAUAAAUCUGGCGCGAAAUUUUUUGGAAAGAAAUCUAAUGGAAAAAAAAAUCUUGAAGAUUUAUAGAAAAGAAAAAUAAAACUACAGCAUUUUACCUCUUGACUAUACCACAUGAAUUAAAUAUAAAAAAAAAUUAACAAGAUAUAAAAAAUACUAGAAAUGCAAGAUAAAAAAAGUAAGUGUACCUAGAUGAUGAGAAAAAAAAUCUAUUAUGUGUACUUCUUGAUUUUUGUCUGUGUAAUAAAACAUAUAAAUAAAUAUAAGAAGUAUAAUGCAUUAAAAAACACAAGAAAUCCUAUGAAAAAAAAUUAUUUGACAUGAUAACGAAGAAAAAAAAACAAUUUAGAGUAAUGGAGAUAUAAAAAAAAUUAUCUACUUGUGUGUAUUCCUUUUAUUAAAUUCAUUCAAAUAAGUUUCCCUUUGCAAAAAAAAUAAGAAAAAAAAUCUUUUCAAGUUAAAAAAAAUAUAAGUAUAAAAAGCAAAUGAUAAGAAUCCUUUCUUUUUGAAUUAAAAAAAAACUCCCACAACUAUCGAACGGAAAAACCACAAAAAAAACACUUGAUUAUAUAUAACUUAAAGUACUUCAUUUCCGCAAGAUAAGUUUAGGUGAAUUUAAAAGCAAAAGUGAAAGAAAAAAAUUUUGAAAAAAACAAGAUAUGGAAAUUUCAAAAUAAGUAAUUUCACGAAUUCUUAGUAAAUAAAAAGACAUAACAUGAUUAAUGUUUAUCACUUUCUUUUUUUUACAAAAAAAAAACAUGAGAAGCAAGAAAAAACCCUUAUACUACUUAUUGUAAUACUAUAUUUUAAAAAAAAACAAACUAUUUCAAUAAUAAUUUCUCGUUAGAAAACAAAA